UCCCUCCCUUUCAUCUUCCUCCUCGAGCUUCCAGCAGCAGCUCAGUCUGCCAAGAGGGUGGCAACGGGCCGCCGGCGACGAGUCGGAGCCUGGGAGGGCGGCGGCGGCUCCUCCUCCCUCCUCUCUCUCUCUCUCUCUCGGGGGGCCAUUAGAGGUGGGAGGGUGUUCUACUGCUGUUGCUACCUCUCCAGCGUUGACUCGGGACAAGGAGCGGGCCAACGGUGUCGUGUACCCACGGCUUCAGCACCGGCGAUUCCCCCUCAUGCACGACCUCCCCAACCGCCUCUGCCAACUCGGGAAAGGGAGCGGGCCGACGGCAGUGGCCGAUGGCAUCGUGCACCCACGCCGGCUUCAGCGCCGGGUGAUUCCCUCUAACGCACGACCUCCCCGACCGCCUCUGCCACCACCGAAUCUCUCCUCCUCUAUUAUGCCGCCAAGGGAAAGCUCGGAGCCUCGGACCCAACGUGGUGGGGUCUAGCCAUGCCGGGGUUGGGCCAGGCGGCAGUGGGGUGGUGGGCACUCCCUCUCCUCACGGGCGGUCAUCUCCCUGGUGGCUGCUGCUGCUAGCCACCGCCAUCGUCGCUACCGCCUUGCCGUGUUGAGAGGAAGGCGGGGGAGAGACGAAUUGUGGGGAUUUGGGGAAGAACAGAGUCGGAGGCCAGCGAGCCCCUCCCCUACGUGCGUGGCGUCCCCGCGUGCGCCUCGACCAGCAAGCCCCUCCUCACGCGUGCGCAGUGGCCGGCGAGCUCGCGGAGCGCUACGACCGGCAAGCCCCUCCUCCUGCGCGCGCCGCGACCGGCAAGCCCCAGCAUCUCGCUCGCUGCCGCCAUCCCCUGAGAGAGAGAAAGGGUAAAGAGGGAGGAGAAAGGAUAACUGACAUGUGAGCCCGAAUUUUUUUUAUUUCUACUCACUGACAUGUGGGCCCUAUUUAGGUUUGUAUUUAUUUUAUUGCAAUGUAAGUGCCACGUCAAUACCAUAUGGGAUGAAGAGCAAGUCAACCCAUCACGUAAGUGCUACGUAGGACAAAACCGCCUCUAAAACCGUCGGAGGAGUUGAUUUGCAAUGGUUUUGGAAGUUGGGGGACUGGUUAUAUCUGGUUUUGCGGUUCAGCGAUACGAUUCAAGCAUAGGCAUGAGUUGAGAGAGGUAAAAUAGACUUAUUCCACUGCAAUAUGAAGGAUUCGAUUCACGGCCAUUAGGGCCAUUUCUUUUACGGCCCAGUAGGCUGAUUGUAAGGAGCACAAAAAAAAUCAGAUAUAAGAAAAGAAGAAAAAAGAAGGAAAAACUUGGGAGGAGGCGAGGAAGAACCGAAGAAGCAGCAGAGCAGAGAUCACCUGCGAUUGCGAGGGGAGGAGGCAGCGAUGUGGCGGCGGCAAGUGGGUGCCCUUCUUCUCCGGCACCGAUCCACGCCUUCCUCCACCCUCCGCCACCAUCUCCCCCUCCCCGUCCCCGACCAGAGCCCACCUCUCGCUUCCAAUCUUCUGCUCCGCCUCUUCACUUCUCAAUCUGGAGAGGGGGGUGAUGGUGCCACCAAGCCCUUCAUUGCUUUCGUCUUAGGGGGUCCCGGGAGUGGGAAAGGUACGCAAUGUGUCCGGAUCGCUUCUGAUUUUGGGUUUGCUCAUUUGAGUGCUGGUGACCUUCUACGGAGUGAAAUUUCAACUGGCAGUGAGAAAGGGGAGUUGAUCUUAAAUAUAAUAAAAGAAGGGAAGAUUGUUCCAUCAGAGAUUACUGUUGAACUGAUUAGAAAAGCUAUGGAAUCGAGCGAUGCUAAAAGGGUUCUUAUUGAUGGUUUCCCAAGGUGUGAGGAAAACAGGAUCGCCUUUGAAAGAAUAACUGGAACAGAACCAGACCUUGUGAUUUUCUUUGACUGCCCUGAGGAUGAGAUGGUUAAACGUUUACUAGGCCGUAACCAGGGACGAGUGGAUGAUAACAUUGAAACAAUCAAGAAGCGCCUAAAGGUGUUUGAGAGUCUAAAUAUUCCUGUUGUUGACUACUACACUUCAAGAGGAAAGGUUCACAAGAUAAAUGCAACCGGAACUGAAGAAGAAAUCUUUGGAGCAGUCCACAAGCUGUUUUCCUCCUUAAGUCUAUUCUCUCUCAUUGAGGGCAUUGGGAAGCGUGCAAAUGGUGGGAAAAGUUUGCAUCUGCAGCAUGCAUGGACGACGAUUGGUCAUGAUGCUUUUUCUACAGCUGCAGCCCGGCGAUAGAUUAAGCGCCGGCUACUCUCUCUCUCCUGUUUUCUCACUCUUCCAUGUAGGAUUUAUCUUAGAUGAAUAGUACUACCGCCUGCUGACUGUAACCUAUUAUACCUGCUCUUAUGCUACCCAAUUGCUUAUUGGUUAUUCUCUAGUACCAAACUGGCUCUGUAUGCUUGCCAGUUGCCGUGUACUUAGGAUAUUUUAAUCCUACGAGUCAAACUACUCUCUAUAUGCCUCCUUGUUUACAGGUCAAUAAAUUGAGAGAUGCUACCAAGUUGUUUUCAAGCAA
Oryza sativa Japonica Group (Japanese rice) is the source of this 2486-nucleotide messenger RNA. Lineage: Eukaryota; Viridiplantae; Streptophyta; Magnoliopsida; Poales; Poaceae. The record is from RefSeq and is a predicted model, not a curated record.